Amoebophrya sp. A25 is the source of this 792-nucleotide messenger RNA. The record is from the annotation of a GenBank genome assembly. Lineage: Eukaryota; Dinophyceae; Syndiniales; Amoebophryaceae.
GCUCAAAGACUUUCUUGCACGAAUGUCAUCAUCGUUGAGAGCAGCUUCAGGUUCUUCACCUCUCUUAAAGACUACUGUUGUAUCUGGAGCGACUCGAAUUGGUGCCACUACAACAGCUACUGGAGGUCCUAUUGAACUACGGUUUUCGUCCCCUCCGCACGAGGUUUUCAUAUCCGGGAUGAAAGCCAGCACAUCAACUACGACGACCAGAGCUGCCCGGGUUCUCGCGUGCAGCAUCCUCGGUCGAUGGCAAAAGGGCUUGCCCACUCUUGUGAAAUUACUAGAGACCGAGGACGAUGAACAAGUCUUGUAUCCUUGUGCUCUGGCGCUCGGGCAGUUUCCUGCUGAAACUCUCGAGAACUCGCCUUGGUUCCGCACGGUUUUUCCUGAUCCUCGCAAUUCAGAAGAGACCAAUAAACCAGGUCGCAUUCAGAUAGUUCAAGCAGCCCUAAGAGCCCUGGAGAAUUUCAACGGAAAUAGAACGAGCGGCGUACUAGAGCUACCCCUAAGGAAUCCGAAUACAAGAUCUCCGAGUAAACGACCAAGUACACCACUCCUCUUACAGCAUCAACCACAUGGUUCUUCUAGCGCAAGUAGCUUCUCUAUUUUGCAGAGAGUAGUGCAAUUUUCUUUCUCGCACGGGGAUCCUUGGGUCCGACAGUGGGGUUGGCAAAGUGUCGCUCUCGCGUCCUGGCACAACAAAGAGUUUACGACAAUGGGAUUCGAAGCUGACUUGCACCUACUUGGAGGCUUUCUACUUGGCGGCCACGAAUUUUGGCAAACGGCUAAGGG